This is a messenger RNA of Zootoca vivipara (common lizard), 8559 nucleotides long. RefSeq names its product transient receptor potential cation channel subfamily M member 3 (gene TRPM3). The record is from RefSeq and is a predicted model, not a curated record. Lineage: Eukaryota; Metazoa; Chordata; Lepidosauria; Squamata; Lacertidae. Gene Ontology annotation, biological process: monoatomic cation transmembrane transport; protein tetramerization; metal ion transport. Gene Ontology annotation, molecular function: monoatomic cation channel activity. Gene Ontology annotation, cellular component: plasma membrane.
AUGGGGAAGAAGUGGCGGAGUCCGAGCGAGGCGGAGAAAGGCACCUCCUCCGACAAGGAGGAACUUGACCGGCGAAGAAGCCGCAGCGCCAGUCGGGGCAGGUUUGCCGAGUCCUGGAAGAGGUUAAGUUCCCGACAAGGCUCCACCAAGCGCUCGGGGCUGUCGUCGCAGCCGCCGCCGGCUCAGAAGUCAUGGAUAGAAAGAGCAUUUUACAAAAGGGAAUGUGUUCACAUCAUACCCAGCACCAAAGACCCCCAUAGGUGUUGCUGUGGGCGCCUAAUAGGUCAACAUGUGGGACUUACUCCAAGCAUCUCCAUUAUUCAGAAUGAGAAGAACGAAAGUCGGCUCGCUCGAAAUGACAUCCAGUCGGAGAAGUGGUCAAUCAGCAAGCACACUCAGCUCAGCCCCACCGAUGCUUUUGGAACCAUUGAGUUCCAAGGUGGAGGUCACUCGAAUAAAGCCAUGUAUGUUCGUGUGUCUUUUGACACAAAGCCUGAUCUUCUUCUACACUUGAUGACCAAGGAAUGGCAGCUUGAACUUCCCAAACUUCUCAUCUCUGUGCAUGGAGGUCUCCAGAAUUUUGAACUUCAGCCAAAGCUCAAGCAAGUCUUUGGGAAAGGCCUCAUUAAAGCUGCCAUGACAACUGGAGCAUGGAUAUUUACCGGAGGAGUAAACACAGGAGUUAUUCGGCAUGUUGGUGAUGCACUGAAAGACCAUGCCUCCAAGUCAAGAGGGAAGAUCUGCACUAUUGGAAUAGCUCCUUGGGGAAUUGUAGAAAAUCAAGAGGAUCUGAUUGGCAAGGAUGUGGUACGGCCAUACCAAACAAUGUCCAAUCCGAUGAGUAAGCUGACGGUACUCAACAGUAUGCAUUCUCACUUUAUACUAGCCGAUAAUGGGACCACGGGAAAAUAUGGUGCGGAAGUGAAACUUCGCAGACAGCUGGAAAAGCACAUCUCACUUCAGAAGAUAAAUACAAGGAUUGGGCAAGGUGUCCCAGUGGUGGCUCUUAUUGUGGAAGGAGGACCCAACGUAAUUUCUAUCGUCCUUGAAUAUUUACGUGACACUCCUCCAGUUCCUGUUGUAGUUUGUGAUGGCAGCGGGCGGGCCUCUGACAUCCUGGCAUUUGGUCACAAGUACUCCGAAGACGGAGGACUUAUCAAUGAAUCUCUGAGGGACCAAUUGCUUGUCACCAUCCAGAAGACCUUCACCUAUACCCGGACCCAGGCCCAGCAUCUCUUCAUAAUCCUCAUGGAAUGCAUGAAGAAGAAGGAACUGAUUACAGUGUUUCGCAUGGGAUCAGAAGGACACCAAGAUAUUGACCUGGCCAUCUUGACAGCUUUGCUAAAAGGAGCAAAUGCAUCUGCUCCAGAUCAACUAAGUCUAGCAUUAGCCUGGAACAGAGUAGACAUCGCUCGCAGCCAGAUUUUUAUUUAUGGGCAACAGUGGCCGGUGGGAUCCCUUGAGCAAGCCAUGCUGGAUGCCCUUGUGUUGGACAGAGUAGAUUUUGUAAAGUUGCUCAUAGAGAAUGGAGUAAGCAUGCACCGUUUUCUCACCAUCUCCAGACUAGAGGAAUUGUACAAUACGAGACAUGGACCAUCCAACACUUUGUAUCAUCUUGUCAGAGAUGUCAAAAAGCGUGAAUAUCCAGGUUUCGGUUGGAUCAAUUUUAAGGGAAAUCUUCCUCCAGAUUACAGGAUCAGUCUGAUUGACAUUGGCCUGGUGAUUGAGUAUCUCAUGGGAGGAGCUUACCGCUGCAAUUAUACUCGAAAACGCUUCCGAACCCUCUAUCACAACUUAUUUGGCCCCAAGAGACCCAAAGCCAUGAAACUGCUGGGAAUGGAAGAUGAUGUCCCACUGCGGAGGGGAAGAAAAACAACCAAGAAGCGAGAGGAAGAAGUGGACAUUGAUCUUGAUGAUCCUGAGAUUAACCAUUUCCCUUUCCCCUUUCAUGAGUUGAUGGUGUGGGCUGUGCUAAUGAAGCGUCAGAAGAUGGCCCUCUUUUUCUGGCAACAUGGAGAGGAAGCCAUGGCUAAGGCUUUAGUGGCCUGUAAACUCUGCAAAGCCAUGGCCCACGAAGCAUCCGAGAAUGAUAUGGUGGAUGACAUAUCUCAGGAGUUAAAUCAUAACUCCAGGGAUUUUGGCCAGCUGGCAGUGGAGCUCCUGGACCAAUCCUACAAGCAGGAUGAGCAGCUGGCAAUGAAACUGCUGACCUACGAGCUGAAGAACUGGAGCAAUGCCACGUGCCUGCAACUCGCAGUGGCAGCCAAGCACCGUGAUUUCAUUGCUCACACUUGUAGCCAAAUGCUGCUCACAGACAUGUGGAUGGGCAGACUCCGGAUGCGCAAAAAUUCCAGCCUAAAGGUAAUUCUAGGAAUUCUACUUCCUCCUUCAAUUCUCAGCUUGGAGUUCAAGAACAAAGAUGACAUGCCUUACAUGUCGCAGGCUCAAGAGAUCCAACUUCAAGAAAAAGAGCCAGAGGAACCGGAAAAACCAGUGAAAGAAAAAGAAGAGGAGGACAUGGAACUCACAGCAAUGUUGGGACGUGGCAAUGGGGAAUCUUCAAGAAAGAAGGAGGAAGAGGAAGUUCAGAGCAGACACAGAUGGAUCCCCUUUGGACGCAAGAUCUAUGAGUUCUACAAUGCACCAAUUGUUAAAUUUUGGUUCUACACUAUGGCAUACGUUGGGUACCUGAUGCUGUUCAAUUAUAUUGUGUUGGUGAAGAUGGAACGUUGGCCUUCCACACAGGAGUGGAUUGUUAUCUCGUAUAUUUUCACAAUGGGAAUAGAGAAGAUGAGAGAGAUAUUAAUGUCAGAACCUGGGAAGCUGCUGCAAAAGGUGAAAGUGUGGCUCCAAGAGUACUGGAACGUUACGGACCUCAUUGCUAUUCUCCUAUUUUCUGUGGGAAUGGUGCUUCGCCUCCAAGAUCAGCCAUUUAGGAGUGAUGGCCGUGUCAUAUACUGUGUCAACAUCAUUUAUUGGUAUAUCCGACUGCUAGACAUCUUCGGGGUGAACAAGUAUUUGGGGCCAUAUGUAAUGAUGAUUGGGAAAAUGAUGAUAGACAUGAUGUAUUUUGUCAUUAUUAUGUUGGUGGUUCUGAUGAGCUUUGGUGUUGCAAGACAGGCGAUACUUUUUCCCAAUGAGGAGCCUUCCUGGAAACUGGCAAAGAAUAUUUUUUACAUGCCGUAUUGGAUGAUCUAUGGGGAAGUGUUUGCAGACCAGAUAGACCCUCCUUGUGGUCAGAAUGAAACCAGAGAGGAUGGGAAAAUAAUCCAGCUGCCUCCCUGCAAACCAGGAGCAUGGAUCGUUCCUGCCAUCAUGGCUUGCUACCUCUUGGUUGCAAACAUCCUUCUGGUGAACCUGCUCAUUGCUGUUUUUAACAACACCUUUUUUGAAGUUAAAUCGAUAUCUAACCAGGUAUGGAAGUUCCAGCGGUAUCAGCUUAUUAUGACAUUCCAUGAAAGACCAGUCUUGCCCCCUCCUCUCAUCAUCUUCAGUCACAUGACUAUGAUAUUUCAGCACAUCUGCUGUCGAUGGCGGAAGCAUGAUAGCGACCCUGAUGAAACGGACUAUGGACUGAAGCUUUUUAUAACUGAUGAUGAACUGAAAAAGGUUCAUGAUUUUGAAGAACAAUGUAUAGAAGAGUAUUUCAGAGAGAAAGAUGAUAGAUUCAAUUCGUCCAAUGAUGAAAGAAUCCGAGUUACCUCUGAAAGGGUAGAGAAUAUGGCCAUGCGAUUAGAAGAAGUGAAUGAACGAGAGCAUUGCAUGAAGGCUUCACUUCAGACUGUAGACAUCCGCCUUGCUCAACUGGAAGACAUGAUAGGGCGAAUGGCUACAGCCUUAGAUAAGCUUACUGGCCUAGACAGAGGGGAGGCCACUAAGAUACGGUCUCGAACAUCCUCUGACUGUACUGACACAGCCUACAUUGUCCGACAGAGCAGCUUCAAUAGCCAGGAGGGAAAUGCAUACAAACUUCAAGAGAGCAUUGAUCCCACGGGGGAGGAGUCUGUGUCACCAACCUCUCCAACAGUCACGCCCCACUUGCGAAGUCACUCCUUCUAUGCAGUGAACAUGAAGGACAAGUGCGGGUUGGAGAAAUUUGAAAGCAUUUUCAAAGAAAGGUCCCUCAGCCUCCACCGUGCCAGUAGUUCUCACUCUGUCUCAAAAGAGCAAAAAAUCCCUUCUUUAGUGCCUACAAGCACUCUGUCAAUUGCCCCAGACUCCAGACGGCCUUCCUCUUGCAUAGACAUUUAUGUCUCGGCCAUGGAUGAGCUGCAGUCUGUCACAGAACCCCUUGACAGUUCAAUGAACAUCCUUGGGACUGGAGAUCCAGCUCUCCAAGCUCAGAUAGUUUCCAGUGUUGUCUCCAGUAGUGCUUAUGUCAGCGGUACUCUGGGUGAUAGAAUUUCUGGCAAGAGUAUUGAUUAUGAAGAUCAAUCGAUGGAAACAAGAGUGUUUUCUUCAGACUAUUCACAAAUUGCAGAUUGCUCAAACCCCUGGGAAUCAGACCCUCCCAUGUACCAUACUUUGGAGAGGUCUAAAAGCAGCCGAUACCUGGCUACAACCCCAUUUAUUUUAGAGGAAGCACCGAUAGUAAAAUCUCACAGUUUCAUGUUCUCUCCUUCUCGGAGCUAUUUCAGCAGCCUUGGAGUGCCAGUCAAAACAGCAGAGUACACAAGCAUUACAGACUGCAUUGAUACAAGGUGUGUCGGUGCUCCUCAAACCAUUGCAGAAAGGUCGAGCUUCCCUGGAGUUCAUGGAGACAAAAUUGAUGACUUAGGAUGUUGCCACCCAGAGAGGGAAGCGGAACUAAGUCACCCAAGCUCUGACAAUGAGGAAACUGAAACCAAAGACAAAAAAGCAGUUCCCUUGUCAUCUCAAGAUAGCAAUACAUCUAGAACAUUGUCCAACAAUAUCCCUCUUCCAAAAAUAGAGAGGGCCAACAGUUACUCUGCAGAUGAGUCCAACUUGUUGUAUGCACACACAAAGAAAAGCUACUCCAUCAGUGAUAAGCUGGACAGGCAGCGCAAUGCAACGAGCCUCCGAAGUACAUUCCAGAGGAGCAAGUCAUCCAGACCAGAGAACAGGUCGGACACCUUAUCAAUGAGAAGAGUCUCUAGAACAGGUGCCUUCCAUAGCUUUGAGAGCAAGCAUAGUUAGAGAUAAUAUGUGCAUCAUAACAAGAAGAAUUGUCUGAGACUUGUCUGCCCUCCUGUUUUUUCAUUAGCAGAAUGAAGUAACUUCAGACCAUUAUAUGUCAGCAACAGCUGACAUCUGCCAACAGUGAAGUUAGCACUUUCACAACAUCCAUGUCAAGCACUGAGGUUCUGUAUCUUGACCUAGUUGGCAUUUGCACUUAAUGGGAGGGGGAGGGGGAGGGGGAAGGAAAAAUUAGAGAGACAUUUUUAAAAAAAUAAAUAAAUGGGUGAACAGUUUAAGAAAUCUGCCUUUCAAAAUAGGGAUAUAUUGGUUUGAAAGAGAAACAAAAUAACAUGCAUACAAAGAGGGUAUUUUGACUAUGCUGGUUUCCACCUCAGUACUAUCGUUGUGACAGCUAGUGAGCGCAUCUUUGUAUUACUCUAUAGAAACUGAAAACAAAGUAGCCGUAAACUUUCCCCAGAUUUCUCACAUCCCUAUACUUCUGCCUGAUCAUUGUAAAAAGAAGUUAGCUAACACACUCACCGUUCACCUGUAUCCUUUUUGUAUUAACUUGUAGUGGCACAAAUGUCUAUAUUUUCAAGAAGGGAAGAAAAGAGAUGCCUUUUGUAUAGCAGCAUGAGGGAAAGGGAAGAAUUUAUGUAUAGCCACAUGAUUUCCUGUUUUAAAUGGGAUUUUUAGCACUGUUGAGCAAGCUCAGGAGGAAUGUAAUUAAGUGGAAUAGUAAAUAUUUAUUUUUUAAGCACGGGUACCAGUUUAGAAAGUAUUUCACAGGACUUUGUUAAAAUGUCAUAGUGAGAAAUAAGAACUGGUGUCCUGUUCUCACUGUUCUGUGCAACAUGCCCAUCUCAUUCACUAUUUUCAAACUAUUUUCAUUCAUUGUCACUGCCAUAUUCUUCUACCAGUUCCUCCAUUUAGCUGCCAUUAUUUCAUUUUAAGGCAUGCUUAUAACUUAACAUUUUGGUGUUUAUAGUAUUGUAUGUUUAUUGUGUGGUCUGAACUUGGGUGAGCACAGAACAAGUGGGACACUGAAUGAUGUUCUGUGACAAAACAAAUCCUUUUAAGAAGUUAGUUGAAGCGCCAAAGUGAAAUUAACAUUUCUGGUGACUGCAAAAGCCAUUCCUUGACGUUGUCUAGAAAGGCAAGGUAGCGAAAGAAGAAUACCCUACCCUGGUGUGCAAGAGCCACCUCCCCCCCUGCCUCCCUCAGGCCCACCCUCCACCCAUGGGGCUGCAAGGGUUAAAUGUGUUUCGGGCUAGGCAAGGGGCUAAUAAGAGCAAAGAGAGCACUGUACCAUUCAGAAGAAGAAAACCUUAAUUGUGAAAUGAUUUUGGAGAAAUAGUUUAAUCCUUACUUAGCAAUAUGCCAGGGCUGCUACCCCCUCUGUAAAUGUGUCAUCCUUUUUUGUUUCUGACAACAUAUAUGUGAGGUUUUGAAGGAGAUUUUUAAAAUUAUUCAGAGCUCCAAUAGCCAGUGACCACAUUAAUUGGACCAUUUUAGCCAUCCCAGCCUGUUUAUAAGGACAGUUUAAAGCGCCCAUUCCCCUUUUUCCCAAUGCAGAUUUCCCCCAAUGCAGCCUCCCGUCCCUGCCUGAGGGGAUUUCAGAAAUGUGUUUGCUGAUGCCAGGUGUGUGUGUGUGUGUGUGUGUGUGUGUGUGUGUGUGUGUGUGUGUAAAUCAUGCAUUUGUCUGUACAUCUAGGAUUUGUGGCAAGGAAUUGUUGCCUUUUUCAACUUGCAAUGCUACUUUCAAAGGCUACUUUCAUACUUACCGCAGUUCUUCCAGGCUAAGCAGCCAGAGACUAGUCACUAGUCCCUAGAACCUACCGGUAAUCUGUGCUGUGCUGCUGAACAGUUUUGGAUACAGUUCCCACUGAGAGCAUUGGGAUCUAUUUUGAGUUGGUCAGAAUAGAGUAGCACUCUGUCUUGAUUCUGCUUAAGGCCUAGACUGUCCUGGAUCAGGGAUUAUGAUUUAAAUGCAUUCCCCCCCAGCUGUCCACUCUGCAGAACAGUUCAGUUUAACCUGAGCUGACUUGCUACCUCUAUAAAACGACUCUUCAAAUGCUUUCUUGAGAGCCACUUGACAAUUUUUCUGUUUUUCUUCAGUGACACUCUUCUAAACAGUCAUACCACUGUCAUCAUGGUGUAAUUUUUUUUGACUAAAAUAACUAGUGUGACCCUUUCCAGUCCAUUUACUAGUGUGGGAAAGGUCAGACCUGAUUGCUGGAAUUUCUUUGACAAAAACUGACAAUCAGCAGUAGUACUUUAAAGGCUACACCAAGAUUCUCACUGAAUUCUGAAAUACAGAAAUAUGGACCACAUUUUUAUUAAUGGCCAGCAUGUGCAAAAAUUGUAGUUUUUGUUAAGGAAAUAUAUGUGAACCAUCUUUAUGUCCUCUUUUCAUAAGCCAAUGUGAGUUUUUACAUGAAUGUGAGAACAAAAAUGAAUUCUGUUUUAAGUGGCCUUAAAAGUAUUUCUGUUCACUGGGAGAAGAAAGCAGGCACCCACCCACCAGAUAAUUUGAAUUCCUUUCUAGGAAUCAGUCAAAUUUACAAGUGUCUCUUUCCCAUUUUGCACACAGUAUCACCACAUUUAUCAGUUUUACAAGUGUUAGGGACAAAACUGCAAUCUUUGUGUCUCUUGUGAAAACACGUUUUAACUCUACAAGCAGACAUGCCCAUUAUGAUCAGCGAGACUGGCAGUGAACACUCCGUCAUUUCACCCCAUAGCUUCUUUGUUAGACUCCUGAAUUAAGAGAUUCCUGGACCAGAGUCUGUGUGAAAAUUAGCAUACAGCACCUUAUUAAACAAGAACUUGAACUCCAGGGAUCUGGAACUAGGAAUCUUUGGGUAUGCUAACAAACUGCAGCACUUCACUCAAGCAGUAAUUCAGCAGUAAAAUUCUCACUUAUAUAUUGCCUAUGUUGCCAAUUCCAUAGGGGUAGAGUAUUUGCAGGGAGCAAGUGUGGAGUUGUAACCUUUUCUUUUUUCAAAAAGAUGUCUUUCUGUAGAUGGGCACACAAAAUAUACAUUGAAACAGGCAGUGUGAUUACAAAAUAUAGUUUUCCAGGAAUUGUUUCCAAUAUCUCUAAACUGAUGCCCCUUCUGAUGCCCACUGUGAAUGACUCCUGAUUUUCCAAGUUUAUGAGCUAUCAGUAUCCUCUUUUGAGUAUUCAGUACUAUCCACCAUGUUUAUUUCUAAAGUGGAAAGAAACUUUUAUCUUUUGUCUUAUAACCACAGCUUGUUGUAUGUACAUUAUAAAGUUCAGCCUCAUUUAUCCAAAUGUGCAGGCUGGGUUAGAUCAUAAAUAUCUGAAUAAUCAAGUAUCAGGUGAACAGGAGGGCCACAAUGAUAUGAGAUUAGAUGGGAGCAUGCAAAUCGGUUUAGAUAAUCCUUAGAUGUUCGGGG